Molecule: messenger RNA, 2321 nt
Organism: Spodoptera frugiperda (fall armyworm)
Lineage: Eukaryota; Metazoa; Arthropoda; Insecta; Lepidoptera; Noctuidae
Exons: 2
Coding region: 872-1852 (326 amino acids)
Biological process (GO): DNA integration
Molecular function (GO): nucleic acid binding
Source: RefSeq, a predicted model, not a curated record
CACACUGCCGUGUGUCUAGAUAAUGGUUACAUGUUGAGACGAUAGGUGGCGCUGACGAUAGUGUCGGUGGAGACGGGAGACGUCAUGAUUUUUUAUUUGUCAAAGAAUUGAAUUUAAUUUAUUUUGUUAUAAACUAAUUAGUGGAAUAAGAGCGACAAUAUUAUAAUUUACUGAGAAAAAACCAACGGUUUAUUUGGUCAAAUGAUUGUCAAAAAGCUUUUGAGAAGAUAAAACAGUUGCUGUGCUCACAACCCAUUUUAGAAAUUUUUGACCAAGACCUGCCAAUAAAUAUAUACACAGAUGCAUCAAUUGCAGGAAUUGGAGCUGUGUUUAAACAAAUUCAACCUGACGGAAAGGAAAAACCUGUGGCAUAUUUCUCAAAAAAAUUAAAUGAAGCCCAGAAGAAAAAGAAGGCAAUAUACUUGGAAUGCUUAGCUAUUAAAGAAGCUAUAAAAUACUGGCAAUACUGUUGAUAGGCAAACGUUUCACAGUAUUCUCUGACCACAAACCUUUGGCAAACUUAAAUAUCAAAUCUAGAACCGAUGAAGAGUUGGGAGAACUGUCUUACUAUUUAUCACAAUACGACUUCACUAUAAAAUAUACACCAGGAAAGGAUAAUGUAGAAGCUGAUUGUUUAAGCAGAAACCCAGUAAUAGAACCAAAUAAAGAGAUACAUGAACAGUUAAAGAUAAUUAACUUAAUAACAUUGAGUGACAUAUUGACAGAUCAAAAAAAUAAUGAAGAUAUAAAAAAAUACAAAAACAAAUUGAUUUAUAAAGACAAUAUAUAUUUCAAAAAGAUAAAGAAACAAGAAAAAAUAAUACUAUCAGAAGAAUUUAGUAUAAAAUUUGUAAAAUUAAUUCAUGAAAAUAUGUGUCACAUAGGCAUAAAACAAAUGCAAAAGAAAAUAGGAAAACUAUACACAGCAAGGAAUUUAACUAAAAACAUAACAAAAACAUGUAAAUUAUGCGAUAUAUGUAUAAAGAAUAAGACAAGAGGACAGUUAAAAUAUGGUUUAAUGUCGUACCUAGGUCCUGCUACAAAACCAUUGGAAAUUGUCUCAAUAGACACAAUUGGGGGAUUCGGAGGUUCUAGGUCAACUAAGAAAUAUCUGCACCUCUUAGUCGAUCAUUUUACUCGAUACGCUUAUAUAGUAAAUUCAAAGACACAGAGUGCUAAAGACUUCAUAAAACUUUUAAAUAAUGUACCGAAUUGUCAUGAAAUUGGUAUAGUACUCACUGAUCAGUACCCCGGGAUAAAUUCACAAGAAUUUAAAACAUUUUUACAAAAAAUAUCUAUCACACUAAUUUUCACUGCAGUAAACUCACCUUUUUCCAAUGGACUCAACGAGAGGCUUAACCAAACACUGGUAAAUAAAAUAAGAUGCAAGCUAAAUGAAAAACCAAAUACUACAGCAUGGACGAGUAUUGCUCAUAAUUGUGUAGACAAAUAUAACAAUACAGAACAUUCAAUAACAGGUUUUGCACCAAGAUACCUAAUGGAUGGCACCGAUGUCUCACUAAUACCCAAUGAACUAAAACUGGAAAAACAAACAAGUGACUGGAUGAGAGAUAGAAAAACUGCAAUAGAGAGAUCUAUAAAAUCACAUGAGUACAAUAAAACAAUAGUAAAUAAGAAGAGAAUAAAAUAUAAUUUCGAAGUAGGUGAUAUGGUAUAUGUUGAAAAUGGACACAAAUUAAAUAGAAGAAAAUUGGAUGAGUUAAGGAUUGGUCCAUUUAAAAUAGAAGAAAAAGUAUCACAAUCAAUAUACAAGAUUAAUACAGGCCACAAGAAGAAGGAAUCAAAUCUGUUUCAUAUUACUAAACUGACUCCUGUGCCCAUACCAGAAUAAAUAAAGGGAUAUUGGAAAAGUGAAAAUUUCCAGAGGAAUUUUCAAUUUAAGGGGGAGAUGUAAAGGAAAUAAUGGUUACAUGUUGAGACGAUAGGUGGCGCUGACGAUAGUGUCGGUGGAGACGGGAGACGUCAUGAUUUUUUAUUUGUCAAAGAAUUGAAUUUAAUUUAUUUUGUUAUAAACUAAUUAGUGGAAUAAGAGCGACAAUAUAACUUUAAAUGUCGUUUCUUUUGAUUUACAGAGCAACGCAUGGUUUAAUUUGUCGUAAAUUCCAUAAAAAUAGAAUAAUUGUCUUAUAAAACGACAUUUAAAGUUAUAUUGUCGCUCUUAUUCCACUAAUUAGUUUAUAACAAAAUAAAUUAAAUUCAAUUCUUUGACAAAUAAAAAAUCAUGACGUCUCCCGUCUCCACCGACACUAUCGUCAGCGCCACCUAUCGUCUCAACAUGUAACCAUUAUUUCCUUUACAUG